AGAAAGUUGAUGGUGAGACGGGGACGUCUUUUUUAUUCCGGACCACGUUUAAAGUGAGGUAUUUUGAACUCAUCAAGACAACACAGUUAACGUGCGACGUUUGCGUGUGUCGUAAGAAACACGAGGGAGAGUCCAAAGUUGGACCUGCUUUCAUCUGUUAAAUAGGCUAGUAUUUUCAUCAAGACUACAAAGAGGGGUUUACAAUCUCUCACAACUUUUCGGCUUUCCCUUUUCGGCUUGUUGGACUGGAUAUUAUUUACUUUGGGAGUUGUUUUGUGAAACGGAUUCGGAGGGGUGCUCUCUAGACACUCUUUAGGCUACUCGUCUCGAAACUCAUUUGGAAACGUGCCUCUCAUAACGAAAUCACUCACAUAUGAUACGCUAGCGGAACGUUUAUUGAGGGAAUUUAAAUUUUCUGCCCGAGAUCAGUUGGAAACUAUAAAAGACAAACUGUUUGAGGACGAUUUUCUUCAGAGUUUUCUCCUUAUUGUAAACGAAGUAUAUCAGCGAGGAUACGAAAGCUGUUGGAACUAUGCCUCAAAAAGGGAUAUUUUAAUAGAGUGAAGCAGAUGAGAGUCUAUAAAUUGUUUUAAGCGGACAGUCAACUCUGUUUCCAGAAUACUAUAACCGGGCCACGUGGGAGUCUGGCGUCGCGUCCAUGAUGCAAAACAAGGUGUAUGACAUCUGUAACGAAGGUCACAGUGGAGUGAACCAACUCGGCGGUGUGUUCGUCAACGGCAGACCGCUGCCCGACUCCACGAGACAGAAAAUAGUUGAACUCGCUCACAGUGGCGCGCGGCCGUGUGACAUAUCCCGAAUUCUGCAGACCCAUGCUGAUGCAAAAGUCCAAGUGCUGGACAAUGAAAACGUGUCGAACGGCUGUGUGAGUAAAAUCUUGGGUAGAUACUAUGAAACAGGCUCCAUCAGACCAAGGGCGAUCGGAGGAAGUAAACCACGAGUAGCGACUCCCGAGGUGGUCGGCAAAAUUGCCCAGUACAAGAGGGAGUGUCCGUCAAUCUUCGCGUGGGAAAUCCGAGACAGGCUGCUAUCAGAGGGGGUCUGCACAAACGACAAUAUACCAAGUGUGUCAUCGAUAAACAGAGUACUGCGCAACCUGGCUAGCGAAAAGCAACAGAUGGGCGCAGAUGGCAUGUAUGAAAAGCUGAGGAUGCUGAACGGUCAGACCGGCACGUGGGGGACCCGGCCGGGCUGGUACCCCGGAACCUCAGUGCCAGGACAGCCCAAUCAAGAUGGCUGCCAACAGUCAGACGGAGGCGGUGAGAACACAAACUCAAUAAGCUCCAAUGGGGAGGACUCGGAUGAAACACAAAUGAGGCUUCAGCUAAAAAGAAAACUGCAAAGGAAUCGCACAUCUUUCACACAAGAACAAAUAGAAGCACUUGAAAAAGAAUUUGAGAGAACGCACUAUCCUGACGUGUUCGCGCGAGAGAGACUUGCUGCGAAAAUAGAUUUACCAGAAGCAAGAAUACAGGUGUGGUUCUCAAACAGAAGAGCAAAAUGGAGGAGAGAAGAAAAGUUAAGAAAUCAAAGAAGACAAGCCAGCAACUCUUCGAGUCACAUACCCAUCAGUAGCAGCUUCAGCACUAGCGUUUAUCAGCCAAUCCCUCAGCCCACAACGCCAGUAUCCUUCACAUCAGGCUCCAUGUUGGGAAGAUCAGACACAGCCCUUACAAACACAUACAGCGCCCUGCCACCAAUGCCAAGCUUCACCAUGGCCAACAACCUUCCUAUGCAACCCAGCCAGACCUCAUCCUACUCCUGCAUGUUGCCCACUAGUCCUUCGGUGAAUGGGCGGAGCUAUGACACAUACACACCACCGCACAUGCAGGCACAUAUGAACAGCCAAUCAAUGGCCACCUCAGGCACAACCUCAACGGGUCUAAUCUCGCCUGGGGUGUCUGUACCAGUCCAAGUGCCAGGCAGUGAACCAGACAUGUCCCAAUACUGGCCAAGACUACAGUGAGAACAAGACGCACAAGAACAAAAAAGAAAACAGAGGAGAGGAUAAAAGAGAGGAGCUCCUUCAUCUCCUGACGUCUCUCGGCUUCAAG
Molecule: messenger RNA, 2072 nt
Organism: Megalobrama amblycephala (Wuchang bream)
Lineage: Eukaryota; Metazoa; Chordata; Actinopteri; Cypriniformes; Xenocyprididae
Gene: pax6a
Product: paired box 6a
Exons: 15
Coding region: 659-1984 (441 amino acids)
Biological process (GO): anatomical structure development; regulation of transcription by RNA polymerase II
Molecular function (GO): RNA polymerase II cis-regulatory region sequence-specific DNA binding; DNA-binding transcription factor activity, RNA polymerase II-specific
Source: RefSeq, a predicted model, not a curated record